CCAAGUCAGUGACAGAUUUAACGUUAGCUAGCUACAAUCAUUAGCUAGCUAAUUUAACUAUUAACUGUAGCUAGCUAGUUACUUCGUGAAAUGAUGUAACGUUGACAGAAUCUACCUGAGAAUGUGUGUAUUUUCGUUAGCUUGGUUAAGUUAUGCUUGCUAGCUAUAUCUGCUAGCUACAAAUAAUUGUCAUUCAUGUCUUCUACACAGUAUCUAACAAAGAUACAUUGACAGGGGAGAUCACCGCGAGGGCUGCCUGUCACAGCUCCAUGAGGAAGAGUGAAACGCCGCACAGCAUGCGAGUAGGGAAAGGUUAUAUAGCUACUAGGGACCUUGUUAAACAUCUCCUGUGAGACACUGUCAUCAUGGUCAAAAUGUGUUGGAGACAGUGUCAACGUUUAAUCUUAUCAGUAGAUAGAUAUUUAAGAUGGGUCCCAAUCCCAAUUUGGAAUUGCCCAUUUAACAGAUUAUUUGGUAAAGAUCUGUUGAUGCAUUGUUUGGUAAUUGUGUUACUGAGACAUAAUCUAUUCCUGUAUAGUUAAAUGAGCCCCUAGUCACACAUAUCUUCACAGAUGGUGUUAAAGCACUCCGUACCAGUGAUAGUGGUCCAAAGCCACUGCUCCUGUGUUGCAGGAAGUGCUAUGUGCAAACAUCUGGUGGCCCUUCUUUACCAGACAGCGCACUACUCUCAACAAAACAUUCCUGCUGCACCACCAGUUCACAGCUGCACAGACACAGAACAGCGUUGGCACAAGCCAAGAACACUUGGUGUGAAACCAGGUCCGGUUGAUGGGAUAGAGUUCCGUAAACCUACUAACUCGUGUGCUGAUGGAAUAAGAAGUUCUCUCUACAAAGCACUCAAUGGAUACAUGCCUGACAUGGACCUUCUCCGCGUCUCAGAAACGUAUGCCAACUUUCCUCCACUUACUGCCCCUCUUGUGACAACAAUGGAAAUGUCAGCUGACGUGCCCCUGGUUGAGUCCGCCUUUGGGCCAGUGCAAGCCGGCAGUGUUCUGUCCUAUCAGCUUCCACAGCUAAAGACCCGUGAAAUUGUGAAGAUUGCCGAUGCCCCUUCUCCACCAAUACUUCCAUUAGAUGGCUACAGGAUUCAGUCUUCCCAGUGUGCUUACAUCCUUAGCCAUCAGGAGCAGUUCCACCUCAAGGCGUUAGAGACAACCUACGAGACGUCACACAAAGUCGAGGUUGCUACAAGGGAGCAGAGCAGCAGCCCGGAAUGGCAUCGGCUCAGGAAAACGAGAAUAACAUCCUCUCGUUUCCGAGAGGUUUGCCAUGUCCGGGGAGAGACCUCAGCUGACCACCUAGCGGAUGUUCAAGGGAUCUGGUAUGCAGACCAUGGAGAUGAAGAGGGGGCUAGCCAUGGAGCCAGUGGCUGUACAGGAGUACUGCACACUAAAGAAUGUUAACUUCUUUCCGUGUGGCUUCGUAGUGCACCCAGAUGCUCCGUGGUUAGGAUCCUCUCCAGAUGGAAUCAUAUUUGAUCCCAGUGUGAGACUACACUUUGGACUCUUAGAGGUCAAGUGCCCAAAUGUAGAUACCUGAAGAUACAGAAUGGAGAGCUGAAGUUGAAGAGAUCUCAUGCUUACUACUGGCAGGUACCAGGUCAAAUCCUUCUCACAGGUUGUAGCUGGUGUGACUUUGUUAUCUGUGCACAGGAGGACAUCCUAGUUGAAAUGAUAUAUAAAGAUCUUCAGGUUUCAAAAACUAUAAGGGAGAAGGUUGACCACUUUUAUUUUUACCACUACUUGCAGAAGUGUCUAUCUCGCACCUGAUUGGAUCCCCUGCAUGGGUGCCAAGUUUAGUGGUUUUAUGAAAAAUAAGUAUUGACGUUCUUGUGAAGAAAUCUACAGUAGAAUAGGUUUGUUUAAAAAAAAAUGUAUUUCAGCAAAUGUUCAACAGUUCAGUUAAUCAAUUACACCUCUGUAACAUUGUAUGCAAUCUUGCAUUCUCACUAUUCUGUGUUUACUUGAUUUUUCCCCCACCCUUGUUACUCAUUGCCUAAUUAAAGCCAAUACAAGCUCCACACAAACUGAUAUUCACUACAACACAAAUGAUUGAUACAUGUCGUAGAUAAACACAUUAUUAUUUUGCUGCUAGCAAAUAAACACAUGUUCAUUUACACUGGUUUGCCCCAUGCUCUGACCAAAGGUCCAUUCUACACACCUUUGUGUGUUUGGUGACAGUAAAGUUGUCACGACGUACUGCCACCAACCACCUUUUUCUGAGCUCUACAUCGACCAGGAAACUAUGGAAGCUCACAAUACCAUUACAUUUGGAAGAAACUGAACACAGAGGCACUGAACAAUGUUCAUUAGCACCUCCUUCGACUAAGAUUGAGUGUUCUGAUUGUUAAUGAAUUUCAUCCUCAAAAUUGCAGAAUAUUACUUUAAUUAACACCUCUAUUCUUUAGAAAGUGUCAUGGAAUCUUGAGUGACCACAGAGAGUCAACAGCUCAUUUGGAUUACAUACUGAGAUGGGCACUCUGUCAGUCAGUAAUUUGGUUUGUUUGCCAUGUAAUGCCUUAAACAGACAAACAGUUCCACCAUCAGAUGUCACACUGUAAUGGAAAACUAAGUUAUAUGGUAAUUAUUUGUAUUAUUAACAGUAAAAUAAUUGCUGUAUUUUGAAUGGUACUGUAAUUCCACUCCACAGAAAACAGUACCGUACCCUAUUGUUGGAGCGCCAAAAACCUUUUGACCCCUAGUGGGUGCAUGGUAUUUUAAAUUAGCAUUUUGUCAUUUCCUUUUGGUGUGUUUUGCCAUGUAGUUGCUGCUUGUUUGGAAGCCUUUGUAACGCCUCUAGAAGUGCAAAUAUUUAUUAAUAUGCUGCAAUGUUUGUAAACACUUUACCUAGCAGCCCAACCUGGUCUCACAGCAUUUCUUAUUUUUCUGUACAUAAAUUCUGUACGUAAAUUUGAGACACUCCAUUUAGUAUGAUAUGUUACGUUUUGGUAUAGUUAUAUAACACAGAUGGCUACCAAAAGGCAAAAACGAAAGGAGGGUGUUUGGUCGGGGUGGAAGGAUGGGCGUAUAAUGCCAGCGUCUAGCAUGAUACGAACUCGCAACCUUCAGGUUGCUAGACUUUUGCGUUAUAUGUUUGAGCUAUUUUCAAAUCUCAUCACGGACAACUUUAUAAUUUUUUUGCUAAUUAGCAACUAUUUAAUACUUUUUAGCUACUUUGCAACUAUACUGAACAAAAAUAUAAACGCAACAUGUAAAGUGUUGGUCCCAUG
Messenger RNA from Salmo salar (Atlantic salmon), 3250 nucleotides. The record is from RefSeq and is a predicted model, not a curated record. NCBI's taxonomy places the organism in Eukaryota, Metazoa, Chordata, Actinopteri, Salmoniformes, Salmonidae.